Molecule: messenger RNA, 845 nt
Organism: Cervus elaphus (red deer)
Lineage: Eukaryota; Metazoa; Chordata; Mammalia; Artiodactyla; Cervidae
Product: odorant-binding protein-like
Exons: 7
Coding region: 84-602 (172 amino acids)
Molecular function (GO): odorant binding; small molecule binding
Source: RefSeq, a predicted model, not a curated record
GUUGGUUAAAAAAGUGACAGGAAUCUCACAUCCCCUCUGACAACUGGGACACCUUCAGCUUCUACAGAAGAAGAGCCAGCAAGAUGAAGGUUCUGCUGUUCAAUCUUUUCCUUGGUCUGCUUUAUGCAGGUCAAGGUGAAGCUCAGCUAUUUCUCAAACCGUUUUCAGGAGAAUGGAGAACCCUUUUCAUCGCAUCCAGUAAUAUUGAGAAGAUCACUGAGGAUGGGCCAUUUCACAUUUAUGCACGUUACAUUCAGUUUAAUGCAGACAACACAGUAGACAUCGACUUUUAUAUCAAGUCAAAUGGAGAAUGCAUAAAAAAACACGUCACAGCACAGCCGCAACAAAACUUCACUUACACUUCUGAAUAUGCGGGUCAAAGUGAAGGUCGACCUCUUCAUGUGUCCCAUCACUCUAUAAUAGGACAUGUCUUCAACGUGGAUGAAGAAGGAAACGAGACAAAUCUAGUUGGAAUAAUUGGCACAGAUGACGAGAUUUCAGACAGUGACUUUGAGAGGUUCAAAGAGGAGACAAGAGACAAAGGGAUCCCAGAAGAAAAUAUUGUGAAUUUCAUCGAUAAUGAUGACUGUCCAGAGGAGUGAACAAAAGUGACAUGGGUACAGACACUUUUGAGCAGUCCCUGAGACAAGACACGUCCUCAUCUCCAUGGAAUCAAGAUCAACAACACGAAGAUGACUCUCCUGGUUUCUGAUUAACAUGAUCCUUCUCUCUUCACACUCACACUCCCUCUCCCAUCUCAUCUCUCCUGGUCACUAAAUCACAUCCUGUCUGGUGGUGUUUGAUUUCUGAGGGUUUAAAUAAACUGAUUUAAUGUUUGCCCUGCA